Anopheles cruzii is the source of this 913-nucleotide messenger RNA. RefSeq lists its product as uncharacterized. The record is from RefSeq and is a predicted model, not a curated record. The transcript is spliced from 4 exons. Lineage: Eukaryota; Metazoa; Arthropoda; Insecta; Diptera; Culicidae. Bases 27 to 800 code for a protein of 257 amino acids.
AAGUGUCACCGGGGUGCGCAGGCCAGAUGCUUCUGCUCCUGGCCUGCCUGUUCGUCACCGGUACUGCAGGAUACACGCGGUUAGGCCAUGGAUCGGAUCUCUCACCGGACCAGGCCAUUCACGGGUGUCCCCGGAACAGUCCAUCGCUGAAUCGGUGCAUCGAAAAGUCGAUCCAGUACUACAUCAGCUACCUGUACACCGGCGACCUGUCGGAGCUCAGUGGACCCGGCUCCCGAACGAUGGUGCCGGCCCUGGAUCCGUUUGCCCUGCCGGAUGCGACGCUCGUCCAAAACGAGGAUAUCCGGACGUCGUUCACUAAGCGCCACACGACCGGCUUCCGGAACAUGUACAUCACCGACGUGAGAACCGACAUCACGCGGCUCGAGUUUCACUUUCAGUUCCACAUUUCGGCCAUCGACACCCGCGGCUCGUACCAUGCGCGUCUCACGCACCAUCCGGAGAUCGCCGAGUGGUCCCAGAUGACGUACUCGAUUCGAAACUCAUCCUUCCGGAUGCAGCUCAAAGGCAGCAACGUGGAGGACGACGAGCGGGUGUACCUGCGGGUGAACGUGACGCAGUGGGAGCACCACAUCGGUGACCACACGGUCGGCUUCCGGUGGUUCACGAUGAGCGGCAACUACAGUCAGCACAGCGACCGGUUCGAGCAGGUGCGCGGCCGCGACAUCCUGCCGGUGGUAGAGCGCGAGCUGAUGGGCAGCCUGCAGGAUCGGUUUCAGCAUCUGCUCAACGAGAUCCUGCGGCUGGCGCCGUUCGAGCGAUUCUUUCCCACGCAGUACUAGGAAGGCCGUAGGGGCUGAUAAGCGUUGUUUGUUGUUUGUACAUAGGGUGAGACAGGGAGACUGCGGAGGUCGAGGGCUGUGGAACUUGUUUUAUAAUAAACGAAGACGAUGAA